Penicillium griseofulvum is the source of this 1854-nucleotide messenger RNA. Its product is annotated as putative NAD+ kinase Utr1. The coding region runs from base 1 to 1854 and encodes 617 amino acids. Gene Ontology annotation, molecular function: NAD+ kinase activity. The record is from RefSeq and is a predicted model, not a curated record. The transcript has a single exon. NCBI's taxonomy places the organism in Eukaryota, Fungi, Ascomycota, Eurotiomycetes, Eurotiales, Aspergillaceae. Gene Ontology annotation, biological process: NADP+ biosynthetic process; NAD+ metabolic process.
AUGGCGUACAACCGUGAUCUCCAGUCUGACAACUCGAUAUCAAUACCCCCCUCUCUAUCCGCCAAACCCCCACCCCCAACCUCACUCCGCGACCAUGCACUCGAUAUAGAACCGACCCAGGACAAUCACCCACUCGUAACCAAGGGAAAGGGAGUCAACAGCGCGCUGUCUACACAAAUUUCCGAAGCGCAAGAGGCCAUAGGCUCGUCAUUGCCUUCCUCGAAGUUACGGACAUUUCGCCGGAAGUCAAUUAAUCGCCGAUCGAAGAAAGCGUUAUCGACCGACUGUAUACCGCGACAGACCAUUUUGAAAGCCCUGGCCUCCCGGGCUUCGAUCCUCAGCAAUAGUCCCAAUAUGUCAUCGAGUUCCUUAUCGAGUAUACUCAAUAAAUCCACCCAGGCUUCCCCGCCUUCCGGCAACCUACAACGGCGGGGGAGCAAUGACUCCUCCAAUCUCUCUACCGCGCUCUCAAAUCUUCAAUUGAGCGGGUAUCUUGAUCGAUCGCCUGCGACGGCACGUCUAAUAUUACAAUCGCCAUGUUAUUUCCACCAACGCUUCGAUGAUGCCGUCAACAUAAAAAAGGUGUUGGAGGAAAUCGCCGACGACGAGUGGCUGUCACAUUCGCGACUAGUUCAGACGGCAACUGGGGUUCGUGAAGUGUCGAAGCAACUGCAGCGACGACCUAUCAAACGGGCGGUGCGAAAUGUCAUGAUUGUCACUAAGGCGCGUGACAACAGCCUGGUGUACUUGACUCGGGAAGUUGCCGAGUGGCUGCUUUCAACCUCACGAUAUGGAAGUGAGUUAGGAAUCAAUGUCUAUGUAGAUGCGAAGCUGCGAAAUUCAAAACGAUUUGAUGCUCCGGGGUUAUUGCAAAAAGACCCGAUGUUUGCGCAGAUGUUACAUUUUUGGACACCAGAUCUGUGUUGGACAUCACCGGACAAGUUUGACUUGGUACUAACUCUUGGUGGUGAUGGUACCGUUCUUUUCACAUCUUGGCUCUUUCAGCGCGUGGUUCCGCCCGUGCUCUGCUUUUCGCUAGGCAGCCUGGGUUUCCUUACGAAUUUCGAGUUUGCCGACUACAAAUCACAGCUUAAUGCCGUUAUGGGCGAGGUGGGCAUGCGUGUCAAUUUGCGUAUGCGAUUCACAUGUACCGUUUAUCGGAAAGACCGGAGCAAGGGCGCAGAGGUGGACGCUGUCGAGGAGGGCGAGCAAUUUGAAGUAUUGAAUGAGCUCGUCAUCGACCGCGGCCCGUCCCCCUACGUGUCGAACCUGGAGCUCUACGCCGACGAUGAGCUGCUAACAGUGGUCCAGGCGGACGGCUGUAUCUUCUCCACGCCGACUGGUUCCACGGCAUACUCUCUGUCUGCUGGCGGUUCUCUUAUGCACCCAUCCAUCCCCGGUAUCCUUCUCACCCCAAUAUGCCCACACACCCUCUCAUUUCGCCCAAUGGUCCUCUCAGACUCCCACCUCCUCCGUAUCGCAGUCCCUAAAUCCUCACGAUCGACCGCUUACUGCUCGUUUGACGGUAAGGGUCGCGUCGAACUCCGCCAAGGCGACUACGUCACUGUCGAAGCUAGCCAGUACCCAUUCCCGACAGUCGUUGCCAACAACAAUGAGUGGUUUACAAGUGUACAGCGUGCUCUGCGGUGGAACACCCGCGGCGCGGUCCAGAAGGGUUGGGAUGGUGGCGAUGUCGACGCAGAUUUGAGCAGCGAUCCCAAUGAAGACGAGCAGUGGGACAUUGAUAUGGACAACACACUCGCUGGAACAGAUAGCGGCAUCGGUCCCAGUGAAGAUGGGGAUGCUCUGUCACCCAAUCCCAUGCGUCGACAAAUGAGCUUGCUCAAUAUGUGA